This is a messenger RNA of Solanum tuberosum (potato), 1137 nucleotides long. Its product is annotated as putative late blight resistance protein homolog R1B-8. Lineage: Eukaryota; Viridiplantae; Streptophyta; Magnoliopsida; Solanales; Solanaceae. Bases 71 to 1084 code for a protein of 337 amino acids. The record is from RefSeq and is a predicted model, not a curated record. The transcript has 2 exons.
GGACACUGCAAUAACAAUAUAUGCAUUGAAUGGUUUAUGGCAUGCUGAAGGACUUGUGGAACAGACAGAGAUGAAGAGUGUGGAAGAAGUGAUAAAGGUUUAUGUGGAUAACUUAAUUUCCAGUAGCUUGGUAAUUGCUUUCAACGAGAUAGGUGAUACCCCGACUUGCCAACUUCAUGAUCUAGUGCAUGAAUUUUGUUUGAUAAAAGCAAGAGAGGAAAAGUUGUUUGACCAGAUAAGUUCAAGUACACCAUCUUUUUGUUCAGAUUUGAUGCCACGUCAAAUUACCAUUCAUUAUAACAGCGGGUUAUUGGGGAUUAACAAUUUUGUCUUGUUUGAUUCAAACAAGAAAAGGCAUUCUGAUGAAUCAAUACUGAUAGCAGAGGACACAAAGUUAGAGAAGUUGAAAAUAUUAGGGCAACUCAUUCUUUCCUAUUCGAAAGAUACAGAGGUUAUUUUCAAAAGGUUUCCCAAUCUUCAAUUGCCUCAGUUUGAACUCAAGGAAUCAUGGGAUUAUUCAACAGAGCAAUACUGGUUCCCGAAAUUGGAUUGCCUAACUGAACUAGAAGACCUCAAUGUAGGUUUUGAAAGUUCAAACACAAAUGACAGUGGGUCCUCUGCAGCCAUAAAUCGGCCAUGGAAUUUUUACUUCCCUUUGAAUCUGAAAAAAUUGCGUCUGGUUGACUUUCCUCUGACAUCCAAUUCACUAUCAACAAUAGCGAGACUGUCCAACCUUGAAGAGUUGUACCUUGGUCAUACAAUCAUCCAUGGGGAAGAAUGGAACAUGGGGGAGGAAGACACCUUUGAGAAUCUCAAAUAUUUGAAGUUGCAUGAAAUGACACUUUCCAAGUGGGAGGUUGGAGAGGAAUCCUUUCCCUCCCUUGAGAAAUUAAAACUGCAGGGAUGUCAUGAGCUUGAGGAGAUUCCACCUAUUUUCGGGGAUAUUAGUUCAUUGAAAAUUAUCAAACUUGUAGAGAGCCCUCAACUUGAAGAUUCUGCUAUGAAAAUUAAGGAAUAUGCUGAAGAUAUGAGGGGAGGAGACGAGCUUCAAAGUCGUUGGCUGGAAGAAUAUCCUGUUAUUUAAGUAGCUUUUAAGCAUUAUGGUUGAAAAGUAGAUUGUAUUUAGAAAACUUUUAA